AUGGGAGUGUGGUGCAAUAUGUAUGGCUACACAUACACAUUGCUAACUACACCUAACUCUGACUUCUCAGCAAGAAGCAAAAACCCAACAGUCUCCCAGACACCGCCAGAGAUCAAAGUAUUGAAAGGGGACACAGCACGAAUAAACUGUUCGUACAGUGGUGGAGAUGAAGAACAGAUGAGGAUAAAAUGGAUGAGAAACUCCAGUGCACAACCAUUGUGUCAACACAUGAAAAAUAAACUUAAUUCUACUUCUAUCAAGUUAUGUACAAAUCAUUCUAACGUUACACUGGAAUUCUCAGGAAGCUCUACAGCUUUACUAAUCUAUAACGUUCAUUUAAAUGACUCUGACAUUUAUUUUUGUCAAUUUUCUAUUGAAAUACCUCCCCCUACACGGAUGGCAAAAGGGGAAGGCACACGGCUGAAAGUGGAGGCACGCCCAACAGUUCAGUUAACAACAGAGCCUCUGCCUUCCCCUAACGAGGGUGUACAGCUCAUCUGCACAUCUCUGGAAUUCUACCCUGGCAGCAUUCAAGUGUCCUGGUUUAGAGAUGGACAGUUAAUCACCAACGGGACAGAGGACGGGCCCCUCUAUUCCAACAGUGACGGCUCAUUCUCCAUCACAAGUUUCCUGAAUCUUUCUCUAUCUGACUGGAAGGAUGUUGGGAAUUAUUACUGUCAGGUGAACCACUCAACACUCUCAGCACCCAUCACGAAACAAACUCACAACAGCAGCCCAGGUCCUGUUGGACGUAAGAUGACAUGGAUAAUCCUGACAUCAUGCAGUCUACUUGUGCUGACGGUUGCAGUAAUUUGUGCUUACUCAAUUUCAAAAAAGAAAGUUCCACCAUCAGUGAAAUCAUCCAGGCCUGAAAGUGAACAAAAUGUGAAGCAGCCAGUGAGACAGCAGUUUAACAAUGAUAAUGCCAUUUACUUGAUGCUUGGCCAGAAUUAUGUGUGUCAAAUGUGAACUGACCAGCUGCUUUACCAAAGGCUGUCUGCGCAAUCGUAUUCUCUGAAUGUGCAAGGUCCCCUGUAACAUUCUUUUAGAAAGAACAACAUUUUUUCUUGCUGUGUGGAGCAAUUUGCCAGUUCAGUGUUGUUCUAGAAAUUCUUCCAGUGUACUUUUACUUCAAUAAUUAUUAUAUGUCAGUCAACGGAUUUAAUGCUGCAAGACUAAGUGAACAGGCACCUGGUGGGAAUCUCACUAUACAGCAACUUUAACACAGAACGAUAUUGUUGACCGCAAACCAAUCAUUCUCUCAUUGUUAAAGUGGAGACCCAUAUAAUUCUCAAGGCAAUACAGACUCAAAGGUCCCAUUCACUUAGACUUUAUCCUCUCAUUUUAUAAUGUUAUUUCACAUGAUCAUAAAAGGGCCAGGAGCAGGGUGGCAGAAUGGCACAGAAAUUGGUGCUGCUGUCACACAACUCCAGGCUUAAUCCUGACCUAGAGUGUUGUCCAUGUGGAGUUUGCACAUUUUCCCUGUCACUUCCUCCCAUAUCCUAAAGACCCAAUCGUUGUUUAAUUGUCCGCUGUAAACACCCCCUUUUGCAGGGGAUGGCAGGAGAAUUUGGAGGGCUGAGUAAUUGAUGGUCAUGUUGGUGAAAAUUAAUUUCAGGAAAGUAACGAGAAUGCUCUG
Molecule: messenger RNA, 1639 nt
Organism: Pristis pectinata (smalltooth sawfish)
Lineage: Eukaryota; Metazoa; Chordata; Chondrichthyes; Rhinopristiformes; Pristidae
Product: immunoglobulin kappa light chain-like
Exons: 5
Coding region: 1-969 (322 amino acids)
Cellular component (GO): plasma membrane
Source: RefSeq, a predicted model, not a curated record